AUGUCAGUUGCAGAGUAUGAGGAUAAAUUUCAUGCCUUGGCUAGACAUGCUUUGAUGAUACUUCCUACAGAGGCUGAGAGAGUGAGGAGGUUUGUUAAGGGGCUGAUUAUCCCGAUUCGUCUAGGAGUUUCUCAGGUUGCUGCUUCUGGUGUUCCAUUCCAGAAAGUGGUGGAUGCUGCUAAGGAGUUGGAGAUGAUUCGGCGUGAGGGAUUUGAGCAGCGUGAGGGCAAGAGGACCCGUUAUUCAGGUGAUUUUGGUGGUGCUCCGCCUAGGAGUCGAGGUUAUGUAGGGAGAGGUUAUCACUCUCAGUCCAGCAAACCCAUUCAUGCUGCUAUACCUGCGUCUGAGGCUGGUUACACUAGGCAUAGUUCUUCGAGCUCAGUGCAUACUUCACAGGGUUCAUCUUCUAGGCCUAUAGUUCGUGGAGGGCAUUCUGGUCAGUCAGGGUCCCCUCAUCAGCCUGCGUCUCGUAGGGGCUGUUUUGAGUGUGGUGAUAUGGGAUACUUUGUGAGAGACUGCCCUAGGACCAGACGUGGUGGCUUACAUCAGGGUUCUCAGGCUUCGACUUCCAGGGCUGCACAACCUCCAGCUAGGGGUGGUGCACAGAAUGGUAGGGGUGGUUCUCAUUCAGGUAGAGGUGGUUCUCCUUCUGGUCGAGGUGGUGGUCGUGGAGGUUCACAAUCUGAUGGAGGUCGUUCUCACUGUUAUGCUUUUCCAGGUAGGCCAGAGGCUGAGGCUUCAGAUGCUGUUAUCACAGGUAUUAUUCCGGUUUGUCAUCGACCAGCUACUGUAUUAUUUGAUCCAGGCUCUACUUAUUCUUAUGUGUCCACAUAUUUUGCUCCUAGUCUGGAUAUAUUGUGUGAGUCUCUUGAUUUGCCGAUACGUGUUUCUACUCCUGUUGGGGAUUCUGUAGUUGUAGAUCGGGUGUAUCGACUAUGUACUGUUACUUUGAUAGAGUAUGACACUCAUGCAGAUUUAAAGGUCUUAGAUAUGAUAGAUUUUAAUGUGAUUCUUGGUAUGGAUUGGUUAUCUUCUUACCACGCAAUUUUAAAUUGCCAUGCCAAGACAAUUACUUUAGCUAUGCCUGGAAUUCCUAUAGUAGAAUGGAGAGGUUCUCUUAGUCACCCUUCUAAGGGUGUGAUAUCAUUCCUUAAGGCUCAAGUAUUUCCGACCGAUUUGCCAGGUCUUCCACCAGAUCGUGAUAUUGAUUUUUGUAUUGAUGUGGAGCCAGAGUUGAAGGAGAAGUUACAGGAUUUGUUGAGCAAAGGUUUUAUUAGGCCGAGUGUAUCUCCUUGGGGUGCACCAGUGUUAUUUGUGAAGAAGAAAGAUGGCUCUAUGCGUAUGUGUAUUGACUAUCGACAGUUGAACAAGGUAACCAUCAAAAAUAAGUACCCAAUACCUCGUAUUGAUGACUUAUUUGAUCAGUUGCAGGGUGCUUCAGUUUUUUCCAAGAUUGAUUUGAGGUCUGGCUAUCAUCAGCUGAAGGUUAGGGCGGAGGAUAUCCCUAAGACAGCUCGAACACGUUAUGGCCAUUACGAGUUUUUGAUGAUGUCUUUUGGAUUGACUAAUGCCCCUACAGCUUUUAUGGACUUGAUGAAUGGAGUUUUCAGACCGGAUGAACAUGGAACGAUUGCAAUGCUAAUUGAGCUUUUAAAUCACUCACAAAAAUUUUAA
This is a messenger RNA of Solanum pennellii, 1674 nucleotides long. RefSeq lists its product as uncharacterized. The transcript has 4 exons. The coding region runs from base 1 to 1674 and encodes 557 amino acids. Gene Ontology annotation, molecular function: nucleic acid binding; zinc ion binding. The record is from RefSeq and is a predicted model, not a curated record. NCBI's taxonomy places the organism in Eukaryota, Viridiplantae, Streptophyta, Magnoliopsida, Solanales, Solanaceae.